UAAAUCUGGUGAUUCGAUUCCAUAUUAUUCCGCAUCACUACUGCCAACGUACGAUAUAAUAUGCAAAUCAUUAAUCUGGCAACACUACUCACGCGUUUUAGAGCGCAGAUAAAAGUUAUUAUUUUUCAUGUUGGAAAAUGUAAAAAAAUGUAGUUUUCUUAUUCGAAUUGCUGUAAAACUUAAAAAUCAGUUCUGUUAUUUGCCAAAGCGCAACAAGUGCAAAGAGAAAUAAUUGAUUGUGCAAAAAUAAUUUUGCUCUAAUAAAAUUAAAGUGCAAAUCCAUAAUAGCAAAGUACUAGUGACGUCUAGGAAGUGCUAUUUGACACAAGAAAUGUUUAAUUAUCGUUUUUUCGUAUCGAAGCAAUUAUUAUCAUCAUCACCGACAUUCGCAGUUUCGUAAACAGCGUAUUUCAUAAGGCAAUAUUGUGGCUACAAUAAAUAUUUGUGUAUUGAACUUUAAAAAUACUCUCAGGGGAAGGGGGUGUUUUAGUAAAAGCUUAGUGAUCGAGUUAUAGCAGCAGCCGCAGUACACCUUUCGCAAAGGUGUACCUGUGUGUGUGCACAUUGCUGUGUUUGUGCGGAAUCGGGUAGCGCACAGAGGUGGAGGUCGGUCGACUCUGUCUUAUCAGUUCCGAACUGAGUGUUAGCGCCUCUGAGCAAACUUCUGCGCCCUCAGUAGUAUUGUCAACGUACGACGCAGUCGUUUAUGAAUUGUACCGGCCAUCGAAGGUCAAACGAUGAUAUUUAUUUGUUAUUGUAAUUUUAGUUAAAUUAAACGGAGUUAUAUUUCACACAUUUUUAUCGACUUAAGUCAAAACGGCGACGUCAUUUUAUUUGUCGCGAAAGCUGUAUAUCGUGGCAGCAGCAAACGCGCCAAUCUGCGAAACAACACACAAAUAAAUUUUUGUGGACAUGACCGACAAGAAUGCUGGUCAUAAUGGAACGCAGUGGACGAAAGCAACGGUUACAGCUGCAGCUGCUAUUGCUGCACAACAACAAAAAACACUUAAUACUAAUGUAUUACCUGGAUCCCAACUCCUACAUCAACAACAACGAUUAUAUGAUCCAGUAGCGCUAAUGCCAGCUCAUAGCAGUAUUUUCGGGGCAAGUGUUGCUGCUUCGCUGGGACAUCUAGCGCAUCCUGAUGGCAUAGCACCAUACACCAGUGCACGCUUUCAGCCACCUCCAUUACCAAUCCAACAGUCUACAAUAGAAGCAACCAAUUUCUCACACAGUCUCGCGCACCAGCAUACCCAACACCCAUCGCAACUUGUACAACAUCAACCUUCGCCAACGCAUACACCAAAUACAGUUCUAACUGCGCCAGCUGCCGCUUCACCCAGUAUACCGGUACAAAGUGGCUUUGUGCCACCACCAUUACUGUCAGGUGCGGCGACAUCAGUGUUAACGCAAAAUCCAUUUGCAGUAACACAACAAUUGGAACAUUUAACACCGCAUUUAAAUUUGCAACAACAAUUAGAGUUGAAUAAAAUUAUGACUGCAAUGAAUAGUCAGUCUAACGCUGUUCAUUCACCCGGUGCAAUUGGCAGUGGAGGGAGCAACGCAGGUAGUUUAACAAGUCAAGAGCAAACUACACGACAACUUGUAACCGACGUUCCAAUGUCUAGUACUAGUAGUAAUAGCAAUAGCGGUGGUGGUACAGGAGGAACUGCAACAGUGGCAGGAGCUAUUAGCAGCACUAUAACAGAGAAUGUUUUAAGCGCUUUAAGUGCAGCACCAAAUAGUAGCGUCAGCGCCAGCGUGCCGGCAGUGCAUGGACGUUUGACUGGCAUUGGAGUGAGGAUGCCGGAUGAUGACCGCUUACGGCGCGUACAGGAAAUGGUAGAGUCGGGCGUAAGUGAAUUAGCAAAACAACAAAUACAACAAAUCGUUGACCGUGUUUCAACUUUGAAGCCAGUGGAAAAACUACUGCUUUAUUUGCGUUUACCAGGAGAAGCGCCAGAAUCAGAUCCCCUGCGGCAUCCCCAAAAUCCAUUAGGUUCACGGUCUGAGAUAAAUCACACAAUUAACUGGGUGCGCUCGCACCUAGAACAUGAUCCCAAAGUGUCCAUACCAAAGCAAGAUGUAUAUAAUGAUUACAUAGCUUAUUGCGAACGUCUUGACAUUAAGCCGCUUUCCACAGCAGAUUUUGGUAAGGUAAUGAAACAAGUGUUCCCCGGCAUACGGCCACGUCGUUUAGGUACUCGUGGUCAUUCUCGUUACUGCUAUGCAGCUAUGCGUAAAACCACCAAAUUGGAGGCACCUCAACUCCCACUACUUGAUACCACUACGGCCAAUGAGUCGUCCCUGAUUGGUGAUGGCAGAAAUACUUUAUGUGGAGAUGCCACUGCGUCUAUUGGUGAUACGGAAACAUGGCAAAUCAUACGCAGUUGGGCAGAAGGCAUGUUAAAUAUGAAAGUGGAUAGCGCACGGGAGCUAGCAACCCAUAUAAAAACUGUAACCGCCGGAAACGAAAUGUCCACAUCAAAUGCACGCUCUGGAAGCAGUACUACACAUAAAAAAUACACACCACGAGAGCCGAAAGAGAAACGAUUAAUGGUGGAUAUGGGUCCUCUGAAGAAAAGACGAAAGAAAAAACGCAAAGGAUCGUCAUCGUCAGAAUCCAGUUGCAGCCAGACUACUGCGCAGGCGCAGCCACAAACGACUUUGUCUGCCGCGGAUACAGCAGCAAUUGAUGUUAAGCCGCCUGUAAUGAGCGAAUUCAUACAAAUAAAACAGGAAGUAUUGGAGUCGCCGACAAUGCAACGAGUGCAGCACAUUCCAGCUUCCGCGACACAAAUUCCACAAAUGGCAACAGUUACAGAUGGCUUUUUGCAACAGCAACAACAACAGCAAAUGUUACCUAUGGAUUUGGCAACUGAGCAGCGUACAGUGUUGGCACGUGCACCACCAGCCACUAGUGCCUUUGGAGUAGCUCAUACACAGCCUCAAACACCACAACAACGCCAACCACUACGCACUGCCUUGGCAGGGGUACCACCUAACACAACAGCCGUAAAGAAUCUAACACCAAAAAUCAUUGAACUUGGUGCGGCAGAAUCUUCUGCAAUGUCACCAGGUGGAACACAAGAGCCGAACACAGUCAUUAAAGAGGAAGAAUUCUUUGAUGAGUAUAAUACGAAUAUAUUUUGUAAAAAGGUACGAAAAGCACAACAAACCAAAGGGUUUUGGGCUAAUUCACCUACUUCUACAACAAGUAAUAAUGCUGUGCCUAUCAUUACAACAACUCCAGCUCCUAAAGAGGUGGGAUCCUCCUCAACAGUGUUAUCAGCUGUUGCCACCUCAGUUAUUGCUACGUCUGGCGUGUCAUCAACUCAACCCUUAACAGGCAAUCACGACACAGGCUCCACAUCCAGCGAUUUGAUGGGACCACCAGCACAAAUUGGCAGCAACAUCUCCGUCAGUCCGUCGAGCUCGCUAUUAGGUGCGGACAGCAGUGGCAAUAAUUCCCAAUCGCUCACUGCAGCUUCCCCAAAGGUUUUGUCGCGCAACAUGCUACAAAUGCGCGCUAAACGCCAACAAAUUAUGGCCGCUUUGGCAGCUGAAGCCACGGCAAAUGCUGCCAAUAAUUUGGCCGAUCCGGAUGCAGGUGAUCUGUCGGCUAAUUUGGGCUUACCACGCGAACGUGUCAUUAGUAUAUGUAACAUGGACAAACACGAAUUAGACGAUUACUUUGUAGCUGGCGAGGUGGAGGAAGAGCCCGAGGACCAAGAUACCGAAUUGCUUCAAUAUUUUCAGACGAGAGACGCUGAGGAAAAACUGAAUUCCUUAGAUGCUGUAAAAUCAAAUAGGCAUCCAACAGUCACGACACAGGCAGCAACAACAACAAUGCCAAUAACGAAAACGUCAACACCAACGACGUCAAGAGCGCGUGCAAAGCCAAUGGCAACGAAAAAUUCGCCACAAACUAUCAGCAGACAACUGAGCGUACAAUUAAAUGCCAUGGAUAACUGUAGUUAUCCAUCACAAGUGUCAAAUAGCGGCUUCACAGCCGCUGCUGGUACCAAAAAGCAAACCGCAACCGGCGCUGUGCUGUCCAAAGCAAGUCCCACAACAACAAUGGCUGUUGGAUCGGCCUCAGCGUCUCUCACUUUCAUGUCACAGAAGCAUCAGCAACAACAAGUUCAUACACAAGUUCGACAAGAAAAUGCGCAACUAAUGCUUGCAGCAAACAACGCUAACAACAAUCCUAACUUGAAUAAACGUAAAAUCAGCUUGACUGGCACCGCGCUAAAUGCGGCUGAAGUUAUUGCGACACGCAAAAAUUGCAUAUUCUUUCCAAUAUCGCCCAAUACCAAUACCAACACUAACACGGGAAACCGGAACAAUAAAAACCCUGGCAAUAACGUUAACAAUACAAAAUUGAAUGGCAGCAGUAUAUCGCUGAAUGCAGGAAACGCGCUAAACUCGGCCGCCGACAAUGGCGGUGGUUCGUACUUCGUCAGCCCCGGUCAGAGCGCCCAUCGUGUACGUCCGAAAGCAGCAUUUGCACUGGGAAAACAGCUGUCAUUGGAGCACGAUUGCAGUGAUCCGAUGAUUGGUGCUAGUCGUCGACGUCGGAGCUAUGCCAAUCUCGGCACAAUCGGUGGUAAUAACUCACUCUUACCGAUCACCUCAGCAUCGGCGCCACCAAGUCCAUCUGUUUUGCAACAGCAACAACAACAGCAGCAACAAUUAUUUGGCACACCAUUUUUCGGCAGUGAGAUGAGCCAACAACCGAACAAUCGUGCUGCAAGCGGUGUGGUGUAUAAUCAGAUGAACAAUAACGCGGACGUAAGUGCAGCUGAUCUAUUGGGCGCCGAUCAAAACUCAUUGGAUUUGGAUAUGUUUAGCGCGUCAGUGGACAGAAGCAUGGUUUAUGAUGAGUUAACACUGAAUGACCUUACGACUGCACCCAAUGAGAUGCAGCGUUCACAAUCGGUACCACUAUCACAGUUGCAACGCACACAUUCACCGGCCUUCAAUCGGAGUUUUCAAGCGGCUCCCUAUUCGGCGUGUACAUCAGUUGCACAAACACCGGUGCCACAGGAAUUCGCUGACUCAACGACGUUCUUCUCCGAGAAUAGCUGUAGUCAAAAUAGUGGUGGUGGCUUAAACGGGAAGCAUGGGACGCAAACAUUGUCCGCCAAAAUACUGGUCGACGAAGCUGCCUUAUUGGCCAACGAUCCGGACGCGAUGUUGGAUAACCUCGAGGAAAUGUUCAAUACCAAUUUUUUACGCAUGAAAUGCCCGAACAAUUUUCAAGGUAACGCCACAACAACGACUUGUUCUUCGGCAGGCUCUUCAUCGGGUUAUAGCAGCAGCGCUUGUACGGCAUUCGGUAGCGCUGCGCUAAUAUCGGGUGUUGGUGGGGGUGGAAACGGCAAUAACUUAUUGGGUUGCACAGGCAAUACCACGUCGCGUUCGGUACCAUCCACGCCGCUGCCACAACAGAGUCCAUUUGCAACACACUUCUAUGGCGGAAGACGGCGGUUUGAAGAUGAAGUGAAUCUCUCACCUUCGCUCACAACUUCUAGUAGUAUCAUGGGUGGUACUUUCACAACAACUGUAUUCAAGUAUGGCAACAAUGGUGGCGGCUCAUUUGGAAAUAGUGGCGGUGGUGGUGGUUGCAACAGCAAUUACGACAUGUCACGUUCCAUGCCAACAACACCAACGGCGACACCACGUUUCCGUUACAGCCCAAUAGAGUUUACGCGCGAAUUUCUCAGCAACGGCAACACUAUCGAUAGUCUCAUCAGCGGUGGCGCAAACACGAGCAGCCUCACCGAUGCUGGUGCACCCAGUGAAGGCCUUAGCGCUGCGCUAACUGGCCUCACAGGCAAUAAUGAUGCGCUCAUUGAUGAGAGUUGUGGGCUAUCCGCCGAUGUCUUCGUUAAUCACACCGUCACCGAUGCUGAAUCAAUAAUUGCUGAAGCGAAUGAGUUAUUGGGGAAUUUGUAGAAUUCGCAUGAAGAGGAAGUGGAGUUGGCUACUAACAAUGAUAUUAAUAUCAAAACAAAAAACAACAACACUAAGAAUAAACAAAUCUUAGAAUUAGCCAGUGCAGUGCCAUCGGCAUCCAGUCCACGUUCGUUUGCUGACGAAGCCCAUUCACCAGAAAGUGUGAUUCCAAGCAGUGUUGUUGUUGGACUGUUAUUGGAACAAGUUGGUAAGCUAUAGAGUUGUAUCAACGUAAUUCAUGUAUGUUGUUGUUGUUGCAGAAUUGCCGGUAAAAAGACUUGUGAGCUUAGAUACAAAUGUGUAUUGUUAUGGUGUGUAGUUUAUUGAGAUUUGAAAGAAAUGUAUCAGUGUUGUGAAAAUACUUUAAUCUACGAAUAACACAGCUAAAAAAAAUGCCCUAGUUCUAAACUUUGUAGUCUGCUUCUGUCACAUCAGCUGUUUUUUGUUUACGUCCGAAAGCAAAAUGAUAAAAGUACAAAAAAAAGAAAUAGUUCGGAAGUUUUAGAAAAUGCCCAUAACAACAACUAUCAAUAAAUUAGAUAGCUCAUAUCAAAUGUUUUCGAAUCUGUGCAACUGCAACAACAACAAUACACAUUCUCUAAAAAUACAUGCACAUAGAGCCCAUAGCCAAUGAAGCUUUCUCUUCAAUCGCCCUAAGUGCCGCAAGAGUGAAAUUUGCCACGAUUUUCACUCACCUAAAGUGUUAAUAUUACACACUUUUUCAAAAAGUUUAUAAUUUUCGAUAAAACCGUGCUGUUAACCUAUAAACUCAAUCACUAUAUUUUUUAUUAAUUCUAUUAUUUUGUUCGUGGUUUGAACAAUUCAAUUGUUUGUUAAAUGUUGUAAUGUAUAUUUGUAUAUAUAUGCAUAAUGUAUUGGUCGUAUUAAGUCUGUAACUAUUUUAUGUAAAGUUAUACAUAUGUAGAGAGAAUACAUUCGUAAGUGUAAGAGCAGCAAAACUACAACACUUUAAAAUGCUAAAGUACAAAACGAAAAAUUUCAAAAUAUUUAGUGCUUUUAAUUAUGUUGGCGUAAAAUUCAUUUACAGUUCUUUAACGUACUAUAGAAACACGGCGGCUUUCGUACGUUUUUAACGUUCCACUUCAAAUGAAAUUUUAGUAAAAAACAAAGAAAAUUGAGCAUUUCAUAGUCUUCCAAAAGAAGAGCAUACUUUAGUUCUUUAUUAGCUCAAAGCGCGAGUAAGAGCUAACUGUAAAAAUUUAUUGCAUUAACGGUUUCAUUGAAACGAUUGCCUUAACAUACCGUCACAUAACGGCGGAAAGUCUGUCAUGGCUGAUUCAUAGAUAAGUUUUGACACGUUUUGCAUCAGGCUUUCACAUUGACAGAUAGGCUUUGAUACAGAUAUGUUUUGAUAAAUUUUGCUCCAGGCUUUAUAUCAAGUUCGAUGUAUGAUUUGGUAUGAGUUCGUUCAUAUAAAUGGCAAAGCAAAGCAAAAUGUUGAGAAACUCUCGUCUUUUUAUGUUUUCCGAGCAGCAGACGCCACUUACAUUACUUAUUUAUUCUGUGGUUUUUAUUAUGCAACAGGUUUGGAAAUAUUUAUGUACAAUGUAUAUUCCAAACCUGUUAAAAUGAUAAAAACAAAGUAUUAAAUAUUGAAUAUCAGAUAGAAGAACGAAAAAUAAAGCGUCCUUUUCACGCUAUGUUUGCGUUGCUUCGAUAUUAAAGUAUUAAGUUUCCAGCAAAACGAGAAAAAUGCUAUGUAAAUCAGCCAUUAAAGAAAAAUUAAUAAAAAGCUGUGCUUUUGUCGAACGCCUCACGAAAUUUUCUUUUAUUAUUAUUAUUUCUUUUGUUUUGAUUUUUCGAUCUUACAUAGUACAUACAUACAG
Messenger RNA from Bactrocera latifrons, 7808 nucleotides. RefSeq lists its product as uncharacterized. Gene Ontology annotation, molecular function: RNA polymerase II cis-regulatory region sequence-specific DNA binding; DNA-binding transcription factor activity, RNA polymerase II-specific. The record is from RefSeq and is a predicted model, not a curated record. The coding region runs from base 913 to 5961 and encodes 1682 amino acids. Lineage: Eukaryota; Metazoa; Arthropoda; Insecta; Diptera; Tephritidae. Gene Ontology annotation, biological process: regulation of transcription by RNA polymerase II. The transcript has 5 exons.